Molecule: messenger RNA, 240 nt
Organism: Brugia malayi
Lineage: Eukaryota; Metazoa; Nematoda; Chromadorea; Rhabditida; Onchocercidae
Gene: Bm541
Exons: 3
Coding region: 1-240 (79 amino acids)
Source: RefSeq, a predicted model, not a curated record
AUGCAAACUUUUCACGGUCAACCUUAUGGACCCUAUCCGGCAGGUCAGUGUUAUCCGUGUUCGCCAGCCCCAGGCUAUUAUUGUCCACAGCCAUGUUAUCAUGAAAGACCAAGAUAUCCCGGAUGUUCCGGUUGGUUAAUGGCAUUAAUUGCGUUAUGUUGUGGAUGUUUUAUUGGAGAGCAUUUUGAUACAGAUUGUUGCUGUUGUUUUAUUCCAUGUCCACCGUGUCAUAGAUAUUAA